Melitaea cinxia (Glanville fritillary) is the source of this 1179-nucleotide messenger RNA. RefSeq lists its product as uncharacterized. The transcript is spliced from 4 exons. NCBI's taxonomy places the organism in Eukaryota, Metazoa, Arthropoda, Insecta, Lepidoptera, Nymphalidae. The record is from RefSeq and is a predicted model, not a curated record. The coding region runs from base 418 to 1131 and encodes 237 amino acids.
GUCGACUAUCGAUGGGCUACUCUACUACUAUAUUUGUUGUGUUUUGUUUUAGGUAGAGCAACAGUUCUUUUCAAUAUCGGUGCAAAAAAAAAAUAUUUUCCUUUGAUUUAACUUGUUCUUUCACAAUUCUUGAUAAAUAACAGUCAGUCUCAAAGAGUAUAAUAGUAAAAUAUGGAGGUCAGUCUUGUCAUGUCUUAACCCUUGGUCUUAACUAAACAAACAGACACUCACCGAACAUUGAAGCAUACAAAAAUCAUAGAAAAAUUGAACAAUUUGAACCAUGAAGCAUCUGAUACUGACGAUUCCGCAAGGGAACUAAAGCCAAAGAAGAAGAACACUCAAAAAAAUUUAUAUUAAUAUAAGAUUAAUAUAAACUUUUAUAAACUGCACAUGUUUUAAAAUACACAAAAAUUAAAAAUGACUGAAGCUCAUAUUGGUUUUCUAUAUAAUGCGGCCUCUGUGUUUAAGCUAAAUGAACUUGACGAAACGCAUAAAAAAUUGAAAAGUUACUAUUUAAUAAGAUGUAAAGAGGUUACAAGAGGUUAUGGAUUACCGAAAAAACAUUUUUCUGAACAAUCUAGAUGUUCAUAUUGCUGUCUUGAGUGGGAUAAUAAGUCUGAGAUAAAGCUGAAACCUAUAAAGUUAAGUAAACGACAAAGGCGUAGGAUUAAAUAUAACAGUAAACAUAAGACAACUAGUAAGAAAGAAUCUUUAUUGUUUAGUAAUGAAAUGGAAAAAAUUUGUUCAUUUUGUGGUAAAACUAUAAAAACACCUUUGAUUAAACCCAAUAAAUUAAUAAAACAAACAACAGAACAAAGCAUAACAAUAACUGAUAAGGGAAAUUUGGCUCAAGAUGUGAAAAAACCUAAAAACAAAAAAGUGAAACAUAAGCCUGAACAGAAGCACCAGUCAAAUGUUUAUUGCAAAUCAAAAGUGGCUUUCUCUUUAAAUAAACAGAAAAAUAGUUUACAAAAUAGUGUAAAAGUGGAGCCAAAAAUAAUAAAAAACAGUAAAAAGAAGAAAGACAAAUUUGCUGGACUUUGUCAGAAAGCUGUAAUUGCAUCAACAAAGUUUAAACAAGAAAAGGAAAAUAAUAGUAAACUAAGUCUCUUCCUCAAACCAUCGACAUAGAAAUAUAUGUUAUAUAGAAUAUUGUAUUAAAUUGUAUAAAGUAUACUA